AUGAGGUCUUUGAGGCCCCUCUUCCUCAUCCUGACCCUCCUCAGCAGCACAUGUGCAACAGGGCCAAAGGUGACUUUGAAAGUAAAGCUGACGGAGGCUUUCCAGGCCAAGGCCUCCCAGGACUCCAGCUUUCUCGAUGUGCUCCAAAAGAUCUGCCUCCUCCUCCACCUCCCAUCAGGGACCAACAUGACCCUCCAUCACAAAGGGCCAUCACACCAUCUAACCUGCAGAACCUGA
Messenger RNA from Onychomys torridus (southern grasshopper mouse), 237 nucleotides. RefSeq names its product surfactant associated 2 (gene Sfta2). The record is from RefSeq and is a predicted model, not a curated record. The transcript has 3 exons. Lineage: Eukaryota; Metazoa; Chordata; Mammalia; Rodentia; Cricetidae. Bases 1 to 237 code for a protein of 78 amino acids.